Anopheles bellator is the source of this 2301-nucleotide messenger RNA. RefSeq names its product ikaros family zinc finger protein-like. The transcript has 3 exons. Gene Ontology annotation, molecular function: DNA-binding transcription factor activity; RNA polymerase II cis-regulatory region sequence-specific DNA binding. The record is from RefSeq and is a predicted model, not a curated record. NCBI's taxonomy places the organism in Eukaryota, Metazoa, Arthropoda, Insecta, Diptera, Culicidae. Gene Ontology annotation, biological process: regulation of transcription by RNA polymerase II. Bases 1 to 2301 code for a protein of 766 amino acids.
AUGUCCACCGGUGAGCCGGAUUCGGCCGGUUCCUCUUCCCAUGGACUAAGAAGGCGCACGGCGCACGGUUUGGUGAAGCGCACGGGCGCGGCGGCAACGGCGGCGUCCGCCUCGACCACGACAAGCGCGACGGCGGAGGCGGAGGCAGCGGUCGCUGCCCUGGCCUCGAUGAUGGAACCGCCGGCCAGCAUCAUCAUGAAGGCGGCGGCUGCCGCCGCAGCCGCUGCGGCGGCAGCGGCCGCGGUCGGCUCAGUGACGACGAAAGACGAACCGGACUGCGGCGGCGAUCUGGGCGAGCAGCGGGUCGCCUCGUCCGUGGACUCGAGCAUGGACAGCAGCGCCCUCGCCAACUGCCUCUCGAGCACGCUGCGUGGCCCCGGCGGCGGAGGAGGCAACAUUAGUGGCGGCGAGGACAACCUCUCGGACAACUCGGAAUCGACGACGACGACGACGGCUUCGACGACGACCAGCAACGCGGCCGCCCAGCUGCUGGAGAACCUCAAACACAACCUCAGCCAGCACGGUCACCACCACCACAACAACAACAACACGAGCGCGAUCAACAACAACAAUCCGCUGCACGUCAACAACAACGGCGGCGGCGGCGGCAACAACGGCAACCGGAAGCUGUUCGAGUGUGACGUCUGCAACAUGAAGUUCUCGAACGGGGCGAACAUGCGGCGGCACAAGAUGCGGCACACGGGCGUGAAGCCGUACGAGUGUCGCGUCUGCCAGAAGCGCUUCUUCCGCAAGGACCACCUGGCGGAGCACUUCACGACCCACACCAAGACCCUGCCGUACCACUGCCCGAUCUGCAACCGGGGCUUCCAGCGGCAGAUCGCGAUGCGGGCCCACUUCCAGAACGAGCACGUCGGCCAGCACGACCUGGUGAAGACGUGCCCGCUCUGCUCGUACCGCGCCGGCACCAUGAAGUCCCUGCGGGUGCACUUCUUCAACCGGCACGGCAUCGACCUGGACAACCCGGGCCCGGGCACCCCCUCGUCGCUGCUGCUGGCGCUCGACCAGCACAACCCGGCGAACCUGCUGCCGGCGGCCCUGGCCGCCAUGAACCACGCGGUCAGCGCGUCGGCCUACGUCGGAGCGGACGCAUCCUCGGCGGCCGACUCGAUGCAGCGCUCCAUCGACAACGGGACCCCGCCGAUGCACUUCCUCACGCCGCACGUCGAGAUCUCGAUGGCCGACAAUGCGGACGACGAGGACGACAACAGCCUGCCGCUCAACUGCAGCCGGGACGCGCACCACGACCUCUCCACGCACGGGGGCGGGGGCGGCGGAGGGGGCGGCCGGUCCCACAACGGCACGCCGCUGCUGCUGACGAACGGGCCGAGCCCGGGCCACGGCCACAACGACCGCAGCACGCCGACCACCUCGACCUCCUCCGCCACGAUCUCGUCCGCGCUGGACAUUCAGGCCAUCGUGCGGCCCCCGAACGGGGCCGCGUCGCCCUCCGGGUCGCCGCACUCGGCCGACUCCAACGCGCCCUCCAGCUCCCACUCGACGUCGUCCUCGGCGUCCACCACCAACACCACGAUGCUUCCGACACUAGUACAAAGCUCAAGGCACCUUAUUUUUGAUAACCCUAUUACACCAUCGAUAAGCUUAAUACCUAUCAAACAGGAACCAACCACAAACGAUGAGUACAACGACACCAAACCCCGAAGCAACAGUAGCGCCGAAGCGAUGGCGUCCAACAAUAUUAGCCACUCCAGCCACGUUGACAGUUGCGUUGCGCCCUCUUCCAGCUUGACGUCGCUGAUCAAGGUAUCACCCCUGAAGUCACUGCUACGCGAGGACCUGAAGCGCCGAAUUUCGGCCCGAGCGACGACCCGAGCCACGCGGAACGGGAUGCUGGCGAGCAGUUCGCCGGUCCCGGCCAGCAGUCCCGGCCCGAACAGCUCCAAUGCGCUCGCGGCCGGCCCUGGCGGGGCGCAGGAGGGCCCCAACGGUAGCAGCAACAGCUCGAGCAGCUCCAGCAGCAGCUCCACCAGUAGCACCAGCAGCAGCAGUAGCAGUGCGGCCGCCAUCGGCGUCGCAACUACCUCAAACGGUACCAUCACCUCCACCGGCCAGGAGACCGACCUGCUGCUGUCGCUGACGGCGAAAUCGAAGCGCCACCUGCAGUGCCUGUUCUGUGGCAUCGAGUUCCCGGACCAGACGCUCUACUUCCUGCACAAGGGCUGCCACAGCGAGAGCAACCCGUGGAAGUGCAACAUCUGCGGCGAGCAGAUGAACAACGUGUACGAGUUCAACUCGCAUCUGCUCAGCAAAAGCCAUCAAUGA